AUGGAGACCUCAAAUGGGCAAGGGGGUGAAGGAGACAAGCCCCUAAAGAAGGUGACAGAUGCACCCUACUUAGAGAAGAGCUCCCGCACCACCCCUUCUGGAGACUCACUUGUACGCCAUGCCAAGGGUCUGGACCAGGACACCUUCAAAAUUUGUAAAGAAUAUCUAAGACCACUGAAGAAGUUCCUGCGAAAGUUGUACCUGCCCAGGGACCUUCCCCAGAAGAAGAAGCUAAAGUACAUGAAGCAGAGCCUGGUGGCCCUAGGGGACCACAUCAACACCUUUCUGCAACACUACUGCCGAACCUGGGAAAUCAAGCACUGGAGGAAGAUGCUCUGGCGAUUUGUCUCUCUCUUCUCAGAACUGGAGGCAAAACAGCUUCGCAGGCUCUACAAGUACACCAAGAGCAACCAGACAGCCAAGUUCCUGGUGGCGUUCUGUCCCCUGUACACCCUGGAGAGCUCCUUGCUGGCCAACCAGGAAGACAGCCUGCCCAAGCUCUGCAGUGCCUGGGGGCUGCACGGCAACAUCAGCGGCAUGAAGGAGAGGCUGUCCAAGAUACAGGCCCCUGGCCGAGAGGCCUCCCUGCUGGGGGAGCCAAGAUCCCAGAUCCAGGUCAUGAAAGAUUCUCUAAGGAAACUUCCUCACAAAACAAAACUCAAGAAUAAGAGAAUUAAGGAAGCCCCAGAGACUCCAGAGACCUGCCCAUAA
Puma concolor (puma) is the source of this 711-nucleotide messenger RNA. It is a transcript of the gene CHCT1, whose product is annotated as CHD1 helical C-terminal domain containing 1. The record is from RefSeq and is a predicted model, not a curated record. NCBI's taxonomy places the organism in Eukaryota, Metazoa, Chordata, Mammalia, Carnivora, Felidae.